Molecule: messenger RNA, 3855 nt
Organism: Equus quagga
Lineage: Eukaryota; Metazoa; Chordata; Mammalia; Perissodactyla; Equidae
Gene: SLC60A2
Product: major facilitator superfamily domain containing 4B
Source: RefSeq, a predicted model, not a curated record
AUGAGGUCCAACAAAUGCUGUGGAGUGACAGAUGAACGACAGAUCAACAGCCGAUCUCCAAGGAGCACGGGCAGGAAUUUUAUACAGUGGUAUAAGGGACAGACCUUCGGGCUCUCUUUGCUCCCCCAAGAGAUCCGGGGAGCGGGCGCGAAGCCAUCCCUUGCAAUUCUUGGUGCGUCUUUUCUCAUAACGGUUUGGCUCCUUCUUACCGCACGAUUCGUCGGGUCCCAGGCUGCAGCUUCAGCUCGCUCCGCCACGGGGCGCCCGCCCGCUGGGCCUCUGUGGCUUCAGCUGUGUGUGAUGCUGAGGCCCAGGCGCGACGCGCAGAGCGUGCGGGGUGGGGGUGGGGCGUGUCCGCGGCCCGCUGCGCCGGGUGCGUUCCGAAGUGCGACUUCCCGGUCCUGGCCAGCGGCCGCCCCCGCGGAGGUGGCGCCUGCCGGGACGGCCGGGCCCGGAGGGGCGGGGCCGGGGCUCGGCUCCGAGGUCCUGAGGCUCGGCUCAGAAGCUGAGCGGCUGCAGGACCGCGUCUCCCGAGCCGCCGAGCUGGAGUUGGAACUGGAAUUCCCGGGCGCCGGGGCCCCGGCUGCCGGGCAGCGGCUCCUCCAGGCCAAGGCCCCGGCGGAGAAUGAGCCGGAAGCGGCGGCGGGCUCGCGGCGGAGCGGCGGGGCCGGGAGUCUGCACCGCUGGUUCAUCACCGUGAUCCUGUGUGCCGCCUUCCUGGGGCUGGGAAUGAGUGUUGCUAUCCUGGGACCCACGUUUCCAGAUUUGGCAGUAAAUGUGAACCGCAACAUGAGCAGCCUUUCCGUGGUUUUUGUGGGCCGUGCCUUUGGCUAUUUGGGUGGUUCUGUGAUUGGUGGAGUUCUUUUUGACAGUAUGAAUCCUUUUCUACUUUUGGGGAUGUCAAUGUUGGCUACGACAGUUGGUCUUUAUCUUGUUCCAUUUUGCAAGGCAGUGGUAUUACUGAUUGUCAUGAUGUCCGUCUUUGGUGUUUCAAUGGGCAUCCUGGAUACAGGUGGUAACGUCCUAAUCUUGGCUCUCUGGGGGGACAAAGGAGCCCCGCAUUUGCAGGCCUUACACUUCUGUUUCGCCUUGGGUGCCUUCUUGGCGCCACUGCUGGCUAAAUUGGCAUUGGGCACGACCGUGUCUGCUGAAAACCACACAGAGGCUGACUUUAACGAUUCUGUGCUCAACCAGUCAUCUGAAGCCGCCUCAGAACCUCUACUUGGAGUACCUGACGAUAUGAAUUUACUGUGGGCUUAUGCUGUCAUUGGGACUUACAUUUUUGUAGUUUUUAUCUCUCUUCUUGCUCUGUUUUUAAAGAAAAGCUCAAAGCUGGCAAAAGCCAAAGUGUGCACUCAGAGGUCUCAAAGAGCUAAAUAUCACAACAUCCUGCUUUGUCUCCUCUUCCUGUUCUUCUUUUUUUAUGUUGGAGCCGAGGUGACAUAUGGCUCUUACAUUUUCUCGUUUGCAAUCACUCAUGCUGGCAUGAAAGAAAGUGAAGCGGCCGGAUUGAACUCCAUCUUCUGGGGGGUCUUUGCGUCUUGCAGGGGCCUGGCGAUUUUUUUUGCUGCGUGUUUACAGCCUGGAACCAUGAUCGUGUUGAGCAACAUUAGCAGCGUGUCGUCAUCUUUGUUUCUGGUGCUUUUCAACAAGAGCCCAGUUUGUCUCUGGAUAGCAACUUCCGUGUAUGGGGCCUCGAUGGCAACCACGUUUCCCAGUGGCAUUUCUUGGAUUGAGCAGUACACGACCAUCCACGGAAAAGCCGCAGCAUUUUUUGUCAUCGGUGGUUCCUUGGGAGAAAUGGCUAUCCCUGCCGUAAUUGGAAUUCUUCAAGGAAAAUACCCCGAUUUGCCUGUAGUUUUGUACACGUCUUUGGCGUCAGCGAUAGCCACUGCUAUUUUAUUUCCCGUGAUGUAUAAAUUAGCCACCUCACCUCUCAAUCGUCAGCAAAAAGAACACAGGAAGAGUGAGGACCAGAAAGCUUUGCUCUCUAGCUCUGGGCCGAAUGACUAUGAGGAAGAUGCAGAAAAGUGGAAUGAAGUGGAUUUUGAAGUGAUCGAGAUGGAUGAUAGAAUGAGGAAUUCUGUAAUAGAGACAUCUAGAAACAUUGUGAUGGAGCCCCCAGCCGAAGUCUCCAGCCAGUUCCGCUCAACCGCUUUAGUGUUUGAGUCCUCUCCGGUUAACACUGGCAAGUCCGCUGUGAACCACUUGCAAGAAGUCAGGACAAAAGGGACUAACACUUAGAGAAGGUGGAUUGUUUGCUCACUUCCUUGAGCAACCGUCAGGCCUAAAGAGGCCCGUCAGAGCAGAGCGUUAGCACACUUCCAACGUGUUUUGAGUAUCCAAAUUUCUACGUCAGAGCAUAGCAAAUGCUGACAACGUUUUGAAACGUUCUGUAAUUCCCAGAAUCUUCCAUAAAGAACCAAUGGUCUCAUACAGUAGAAUCUUGUUGUGAGGCUAGUGUUUGGCACAUGGCUGAUUAGGUAAUAUGUGGUGGCCUUCACUCCUCAGAGCAUACAAAGAAGGCAUUUGUUUUUGAGAAGCUGGGUGCCAUCCUAAUAAAGCCAUCUGGUAAUUGAGUCAACUAGCUGAACAAGUUAUCAGUCGUCAGUACUCUCCCAGGGCGGUUGAGGAGAGGAGUUUCAUAAAAGAGCUUCUUUGAAAAUGGACAGAUUUUCAUUAAUUACCCUGUCUGUAGCAUUGGACCAAAGAAUGCUGGUGACUCAUUUGAUUCCUGAUUUCUACGAAGAGAACACGGAACAGGGUCCUACAGACAUGGCUUCAAGCCUUGACUGCUGCUUUCUGGCCUUCGGCCCUGCACUCAGUCACUUAACAUAUGUUGACUUUGUUGAUGUCAUCUCCGGAUCUGUGAUUCUAUAAGUGAAAAUAAGAUGAUUCUCAAAUUAGGAAUCUAUAAGUUUUAAAGGUUAUGCAGGACGUCUGCUAGAAAUUAAUAUAAGUGCCACCCCGUUCUUCAUUUCAAAUGAGAGGUGAAACAAAAUUGAUAGCUUUAAGAAUGUGCUACUGAUUGUGAAUUCAUGUCAAUUUGACACUCAAUGUUUACUACUUUAUUUGAACAAUUACCGGAAGAAUACAUUCUUUAGUACUGUAUUUCAUUGAUUCUAAGAUGCCCCUUUUUUCACAUAUUUAACAUCUCUGAAAUCAGAAUAUGUGUUAAAAUCAAUGAUUAUUUAACAUUGUGACAAAAUUUAAUUGACAGUUUUUUUCCAAAUAUAUAGACAGUAAUGUUGCAUUUUACAAUCAGUGUCUUAGACUCAGUGAAAUACAAUAAUUCAUUCAAUUAUGGAGAUUAUACUAUUUUUACAGACAUUUUAAAAAGAAAAGUUAUUUUUAUAUGCUAAUUUUGUCUAAUUAUGUUCAGACGGGAUUUGGAGAUGCUAUGUUCCGAUUUUAAAAGCUGUUUCAGAGUUACUACGUUAGUAGUGGGGCUGUGGACAGGGCCUCUGGAGUCCUUUGCCUACCUCAGUCACAGGGUCUGGAUGUGAGCCUCGCUGUUCCAGGAUUUGCUCCUCAUUGAGUCCGGUUGGUAAUCACAUCGUAAGCACUGUAAACCAGGCUGCUAGUUUAAUUUACCAUGAGGCACAGUCUUUUCCAGUGAUUGGAAUACUUUAUCAUCAUCCAGGGCUCCUCCUUCCUGAGUUUGACAUACCUGGGAAACCAAAGUGAUGAGAAAGUGGCUUGUUGGCCUAGGAGUCAAGGAUCACAAAGGGUACCUCAUAUGAGUUUGGCCAAGCUGGUGGGGGCUGUCCUUUGAUCAAUGAUGAGCAUCAAUGACAGAUUUUGUUUACUUCUCUUUACCAAGUUGUUUUUUUUUUUUAAGAUUGGCACCUGAGC